CUCGUUUCAAACCAUCUGUUGACUUAUAAGCGUCUGCCAGGUUCCUUGUGAUUUCCGUCCACCUCAGUGUUCAUCAGCACCAUGAAGGCAGUUGUGGUCCUAACCAUCUCUGUGUGGACUGCCUUUGCAAUUGACUUCCCUCUUCCUGUGGCCCCCAAAGGAGAAAACUUCGAAGAGACAAAGGCCCAGUGUUCCAACAACAUUUAUAAGUGCUGGAUUCUCCCCUACUUUAAGCCAAGUGAACCCAUAUGCGGCAGUGACCACGUUACCUACAGCGGCGAAUGCCAUCUCUGCUCCAAAAUUCUAUAUGAAGGGUUUAACAUCACUAAGCAACAUGACGGAUCAUGUAAAAACUCCUGAACUUACUAAGUCUUCAGAUGACCAAAUGAAGUACAAUGGUUAACUCUUCAAGAAUAUCCUCUUUUGAAGAGAAUUCUCACACUUGAGGAAACUAGU
Molecule: messenger RNA, 456 nt
Organism: Dipodomys ordii (Ord's kangaroo rat)
Lineage: Eukaryota; Metazoa; Chordata; Mammalia; Rodentia; Heteromyidae
Gene: Spink8
Product: serine peptidase inhibitor, Kazal type 8 (putative)
Exons: 6
Coding region: 82-360 (92 amino acids)
Molecular function (GO): protein binding
Source: RefSeq, a predicted model, not a curated record